AUGACCAAAAGAGAUAUUGAUCAAUGUUCCUUGUCAUUGUCGUUAUUAGCAACAUUGACUCCACAUUUUAGAGCCAAUGUUGAUGUUUUUGACAACUACUGGACACAAGGCGAUGCCUUGAAACAAACCAUAGCCUCUUACGAUCCUAAUCCUCUUAACGCCACCGACCAUUUGAGUUACCAUGUCGCUUUAGCAGCGGACGCCACGGAAUCAAUCAACAGCGCAAGGAGAGAACUUUCAAAGGUGAGAAAUGGUCGGAAAAUGCGUAGCUUACAAGUUACAAACGACCCUAUAGACAAAUGCUGGAGAUGCCACGGUGACUGGGAGAAGAACCGUAAGAAACUAGCGGGUUGUGUGCUCGGAUUCGGCAGGAGAACCACCGGAGGCAAAGACGGCCUUUCUACCUCGUCAACGAUGCCUCUAAUGAUGAUCUUAUCAAACCUUUAACAAAGCGCCACACUUUAUGAUCUCAGUUUGUUAGCAUGUUUUUUUCUCUGUUUUUGCCAUGUCUAACAAAAGUUUGUUUAUAAACUCUUAGCUUGUAAACCCUUUUCAUCAAAAUAUCAUAUUCACAGUUAAGCAAAAAAAAAAAGAAAACCC
This is a messenger RNA of Raphanus sativus (radish), 600 nucleotides long. Its product is annotated as probable pectate lyase 3. The transcript is spliced from 3 exons. Gene Ontology annotation, molecular function: pectate lyase activity. The coding region runs from base 1 to 447 and encodes 148 amino acids. NCBI's taxonomy places the organism in Eukaryota, Viridiplantae, Streptophyta, Magnoliopsida, Brassicales, Brassicaceae. The record is from RefSeq and is a predicted model, not a curated record.